AUGUGGGUUGUGCGCGUGCAAGACGUGCUAAGCAUGAAGGGAAAGCCACAGCCUCACCAAGAACUUAAGCAGAGAGGAUUGCUGUGGUUGCGUGAACACACCAGUUUAAAGUCUUGGGUGAUGUUCGUCUCCCAUCAGUGGCUGGGCCGCAGUCACCCAGACCCAAAUGGGGAACAGCUCCAAGUUCUUCAAGAUGUCUUGAGGCAACUGAUUGUUCGACGAAUCAAAAUCGAAUAUGACUUGACAACGCAGACCUACGUCAACGCCCGCAUGUUGACCAAAGCGGAGUGCCACAACCUGCAACAUGCGUAUGUUUGGUUGGACUGGUUUUGCGUACCUCAGAUGGUCCCCGGGCUUCCUACCACCACGCGUGAGGAGCAGCUGAACUACAUUUUCUCCAUCCCCUACUAUGUUGACUCGUGUGAGCUUUUCGUGGCUUUGGUCCCAAGGUGUCUGCACGAGACAGGCGAACCGGUUGGGGAAUCCACCUGGCUACAGCGCGGAUGGUGCAGGACGGAAAUGUGGUGCAAAGUGCUAUCUGAUGCAUCCGCCAUUCCCAUUAUUCUGGUGACUGACAGUGACGCGGCACAGUUUGCUGUGCCUAUGUGGAUGCACCACCCGGUCCACUCGGGGCAGUUUGCUGUGGAAGCAGACCGUGGCUCCUGCUGCCAGGUGGUGCAGUCGGCUUUGGAGCGGAAGAUGUUCGAGCUAAAGCGCCGUGGCGACAUGCAGAGAUACAGGCUUCUCCUGGCACGUUUCGAGGACAUGCUAGGCCUGCCAUUGCAGCAGCGAAGCUUGGACAAGUUCUUGGCGGAUUUUGGAUUUGGAAGCCUGCAGAAUUGCUGGAAAACACCUGGUAUCGGUCCUGUGGCCUGUGCCGCUCUAUCUGGGGACUGCCCCAUGGUACAGACCCUUGCUUCGGCUAGGGCUUCGCUGCAAACGCGGACCAGGGCGGAUGAAUUCAUAGGCGUUCCGCCUGAUUUCUCGCCUCUGCACUUAGCCUGUUGGUUUGGCUCCACGGACUUGCGCCCGCUCCAGACCCUCCUGCAGCUGCGGGCUGAUGUGCAUGCAGAUGCACCAACAACACCAGCACCUCUGAAUUUCUGCUCAAGUGCAGGUGCUGUUGAGCUUCUGGUUCAGCAUGGGGCAUCAGUGAAUGCGGCUACAUCGAAGUUGAAGUGGCCACCCAUCCAUAUUAUGUGCAUGAAGGCUGCUCCCCCGGAAGCAGUGGCUAAGCUGCUGGAGCUCCAGGCAGACCCGGAUGGAAACCCGGGGGGCUCUCCACCGAUAGCCUUUCUUGGCUUGACUGGCAACUCCAAUCCGCACUUGGUCGAGGUGGCUCAGCUGCUGAUCGACUACAAGGCCGGGGUCGGUUGA
This is a messenger RNA of Symbiodinium pilosum, 1377 nucleotides long. Lineage: Eukaryota; Dinophyceae; Suessiales; Symbiodiniaceae. The record is from the annotation of a GenBank genome assembly.